Nothobranchius furzeri (turquoise killifish) is the source of this 7680-nucleotide messenger RNA. RefSeq names its product nuclear factor of activated T cells 5a (gene nfat5a). Gene Ontology annotation, biological process: regulation of transcription by RNA polymerase II; calcineurin-NFAT signaling cascade; cytokine production. NCBI's taxonomy places the organism in Eukaryota, Metazoa, Chordata, Actinopteri, Cyprinodontiformes, Nothobranchiidae. Gene Ontology annotation, molecular function: RNA polymerase II cis-regulatory region sequence-specific DNA binding; transcription factor binding; DNA-binding transcription factor activity, RNA polymerase II-specific. The record is from RefSeq and is a predicted model, not a curated record. Gene Ontology annotation, cellular component: transcription regulator complex.
CCACGCUGUUUCGAAGGAGGUGGGCCUACCAACUGUAUCCAAGUGGGUGCGUGUGUUUGUGUGUAUUAGUGUGUGUGUGUCCGUCUCGACGUAGCUCGAAACGUGUCUGUCUGCAGACAAACACACACACACAAACGUGAGACGUGGUAGUUGACGGUUUUUGUUCAAUUGAAAGUUUUUUUGUUGCCCUCAGACUGGUUCGAUGCUGUACCACGCGCCACUCCGCGUAACGCAGGAGUUACUGAUUCUGUUUUUACUAAAGACUGUCCGCUCCUCCUCGUCCUCUCGAUGAAGCGCUGCGAUGCCCUCUGAUUUUAUAUCCCUCCUCACCUCGGAGAUCGACCUCAAUUCCCCUAAAUCUCUCUACUCUAAAGAGUCGGUCUAUGACCUCCUUCCCAAAGAGCUCCAGCUGCAGCCAUCGUCCGCACAGACAGACCCACCCACCAUGAGCCAGAAGAGUGGGGGAGAGGGGGGACCGCCCCCGUCUGACGCCUUGGCCUCAGAUGCCACCUCUUCCACCUCCAGUCCUUCUGCUUCUUCGUCCCUGGCCUUGGGACUUUCAUCCAGCGGCGCCUCUACCUCAUCAUCAGACCAUCUCAAGGUUGCUCCGCAUCUCCACUCCACUGGAGGGGAUGGCGUUGGAGCUUCAGAGAUGCAAGGUACGGAGGCUGCCGGGUCUGUCCCCAGCAGAGACAACAGUGGAGCAAACGCCACCACAGCGGGAGACAUGGGGUCAGGAGUGCUGUUGGGGCUAGCUGUGCAGCAGCUUCAGAACACCCCGUCAAAACGAAGACCCGUGUUGAGCAUAUCCCCACCACCUGAGGACCUGUUUGACGACAGUCAAAUGUCCUGCCAAGAGGAGCCUACCACGUCUGGUGCGCUAGGUCCAGACUCUGAGCACAGCAGCAGCAUGUGGGCCGACGAUUCCGUCUCCAACUUCAGCCUGGUCAGCACCGUUUCCUACAAUGACAACACAGAAGUGCCACGCAAGUCCAGAAAACGCACCCCCCGCCAGCGACCUGGUCCCAAGCACACUCCGCCUGAGGACAGCAUGGACGUCUUUGAUGCCGACAGCGCCAAGGGUCCUCAUUUUGUCCUGUCACAGCUUGGCACAGACAAGGCCAGCCCUCUGGAUUCAGGGACUGCAGUGAAAGGAGGGUCACUGUCAGCUCAGUUCCCCCAGAGGAGUGAUGGAAAGGAGCUGAAGAUCCUGGUGCAGCCAGAGACCCAGCACAGAGCUCGCUAUCUAACUGAGGGCAGCAGAGGUUCAGUUAAAGAUCGCACCCAGCAGGGAUUCCCCACUAUCAAGUUGGAAGGCGUUCAUGAAUCAGUCGUGCUGCAGGUGUUUGUGGCAAAUGAUGCAGGCAGAGUGAAACCUCACGGUUUCUAUCAGGCGUGCAGAGUGACGGGACGCAACACCACCGCCUGCAAGGAGGUGGACAUAGAGGGAACCACGGUCAUAGAGAUCUCCCUGGAGCCCAGCAGCGACAUGACACUCGCGGUGGACUGUGUAGGGAUUCUGAAGCUACGUAACGCGGACGUGGAGGCCCGUAUUGGUGUGGCGGGAUCUAAAAAGAAGAGUACACGCGCCAGACUGGCCUUCAGAGUCUGCAUUCCCCAACCUGAUGGAUCCAUGCUUACUUUACAGGUCCCCUCAUCACCCAUCCUUUGCACCCAGCCUGCUGGAGUGCCAGAGAUCCUGAAGAAGAGUCUUCACAGCUGCUCAGUGAGAGGAGGAGAGGAGGUUUUUAUUAUUGGAAAGAAUUUCCUUAAAGGAACCAAAGUCAUAUUUCAGGAAAACAUUGCAGAUGAUAAUUCCUGGCAAGCUGAGGCAAAGAUUGAUAUGGACCUUUUUCAUCAGAAUCAUCUGGUUGUGACGGCCCCUCCGUUCCACAACCAGUCCAUCACUUCUCCUGUGUCUGUGGCGAUCUUUGUGAUGACCAAUGCUGGUAGAUCUCAUGAGCCUCAGCCGUUCAUCUACACCCCUGAGUCAGCUGAGAAUUCAACCAUCCAGACCGUAAAAACAGAAGGGCCCUCUCUGGUCAACACCUGUGUGUAUGAUGGCCAGAUCAAGUCUCUGUCCUCUGAGCAAACAGACUGUUCUGGCCAGCCCUCCAAACGCCAAGAGGACACACCUAUGGAGGUGUCCAGCAAUCCUCAACCCACAGAUGUCUUUAAACCAACCCCUGACCCCCUCAUCUCGAUGCAGCAAACCCUGGAGCUCAGCUCAAGUCCUCAUCCGCGUGGAGAUUCAUUUGAGAGUCCGAUGCCCUUGCAGCCUGAAGACGUGGAGCUUCCCCAAGCACCCCCUGUCUUCCCUAGCCUAGAGUCUCUCAACACCAUACAAAAGCCAGACAUUACUUCAACAACCACAUUUCCCGUGUCUGGAGAUACCACCAUCCCCCCAGUAACGCCAGAAGUCCCUCAGCAGUUUCUACGAGACCCCCAGGAAAGCUUGUCACCUGAGAGUUCAGAUAGCAGUGGAAGGAUUGUGGUUGUUGCCAUGCCUCAAAUCAGCACUCCUUCUCAACCACAACAACAGCCACAGGUCCCGCUGUUUCCCCAAGAAGGUGUAACUCAGCUCGAGAGGGCAGUGAGAGAGCUCCAGGCUGGAGGUAACCCUACACUCCAGCAGGUGCUGGAGGCAGCUGUGGCGCAGCAGCAGCUGAACUCGGUGCUUUACAACCCCACGCCCUCAGCAGAAACCUUACAGCAGCAUGUUCAAGAAAACAUGAACAGUCUCAGGCUGGGAACCUCAGAAACGUCACUAUCAGCCCAACAACGGCUGCAGAUGCAACAGCAGCAGCAGCAACAAAUGCAGCAGCAGUUCCAGCAACAUCAGCAACUGCAGCAGCAGCAGCAAAUCCUAGAAAACCUUCAACAGCAGCAGCAUCUGCAGCAGCAGCAGCAGCAAGUCCUCAACAACAUGCAGAUCCAGCAGCAGCUCCUGUUAGAGUCACAAGAUCAACAACUGCAGCAGCAACAAAUCAUUGAAAAUAUUCAGCAGCAGCAGCUGCAACAAAAUCAACAAGUCAUUAACAGUAUCCAGCUUCAGGAUCAGCAACAACAAAAUCAAAUUCUUUCCAAUUUACAGCAACAUCAACUACAACAACAGCAGCAAAAUCAGGCACUGAGCAACUUACAACAACAGCAACAGCUGCAGGAACAACUGCAGGAGCAACAGGCCAUAGAGAAGUUGCAGCAGCAGCUGCAAGCCGAGCUGCUCCAGCCUCAGAUUCACGCCUCCACCCAAGGCCAGCAGCCUGUGUCCCUCCUGCAGCAGGCUGGAGAGCUGCUGACCAUCCAGACCAGCUUUCCCACACCUCCUCCGUCACACACGUCUCCCCCACAACAACUCUUUCAGUCACCCAGACCUCUGGCUGAGACUCAGAGUUCCCAAGAGCAGGUCCAAGCGGCGCUGCUCCAGAAUACACUGACUGUUCUCACUAGCGGGAGCCUCGGCUCAGAGCAGCAGUCCACCCCGUCAACUAUAUAUCUGUCCACCAACCCUUCACCCCAGCAGCCGCCCCAGCAACAACAGCUAGCAUUCAUCUCUUCCAUGGAGACGUCCACCAACCAGCCUCAGUCUGUUUCGAUGUUUCAGAACCAACCCCAAGCCCAGUUGUCUCAGAUGCAGCCACAGAGCACCCCAAUGGAGCAGCAACAGUCUCCACAGCAGAACCAACAGCAACAACACCCACAGGGCUCCUUAUUCCAAAACAUCCCAAACCACUCACAGACAAACCCGGUUUCCCAGAAUCAAAUGUCACAGCCCCAACAAACGAGCCUGCUUCUGUGUACUACAGACCUUAGUAACCCACAGGCUAUCCUCUUCAGCACUCAGUCCCAAGGAAGCAUCAGUGUUGGACUCUCACAAUCAGACUCUGAGCCCAUGUCCUUCCAAGUUCAGAGCUCCUCAGGCACCAACCCAGCCUCCACUGUGAACCAACAGCAGAGCUUAUUCCAGGAACAGCAGCCAAUGCAAGUGACGCCCAGCUCCAGUCAGGUCUCCAACAGUCAGCCUGUGAAGCUCUUCAUACCACAGACAUCGCUAUCCAGCCUGCAGGGCACUAUUGGCUCACAAGAGCUGAAAAACGAUGCUGCAGCUCCUGCUGCUACCAUCUUCGUGGUCCAGGGCGGUGUGGGUGUGGUUGCCAGCCCAGGUCAACAGCCUCCAGAGCAGCUUUUCCAGACUGCAGUGGGCAGUGCUGUAGCUUCACAGGGACAGCCCAACCUGUUUGUUUUUGGCAUCCAGAAUGAUUCAUCGCAGCUGCUCAGUUCUUCUGGACCAAGCUUACCUACCCCGAGCCAGGCCCAGAACCCCGGUCACAUGCAGCCUCUGCUGGACCAGCCCAUGGUCCCUGCAGCCUCCAGCGUGCACAGCAACUUGCAAAACACCCUUCAAGCUCAAAUGCAAACCAGCCUUGAGAAUGCAAUGCAGUCAAACACCCAAACCGCUCCACAGUCUGGCUUACAGGUAUCAUUAGAAACAGGUCUGCACACUCCCAUGCAGACCAGUCUACAAACACAGAUGCAGAAUCAGAUGCAGACAUCUUUAUCUUCCGCAUCUACUAGAAAUAAAUUUGAAGACCUACUGGAGAGUCUACAGAUGCCGUGACAUUUUUGAAGAAGGUCGGCCCUGAGGAGAGGCAGCGUUGAAAGUUAAAAGGCGGCGCGUUGGUGUUUGUGCCAAUGCCAUCAACCCAGAGAAGAAUCAAAAAAAGUUUUGAGAACAAAAUUCUCUUUUACUGAAAACCUAAAAUACAGUAUGAAUUUCUGUGACAUUGUUUUAAAAAUCAUAUUUAUCCUUAAUUAUUCAAGCCUCCUCCCUCCGCCUUUGUAAUUUCCCCUCUAGCCGAUCGAAGAGUGGUAACUACUUAUCCAUUAAUCUGAAAAAUGCAGUGUUUUUGUUGUCAGUGUUUUAAUAUUGUGAGCCUAAGAGAUGAUAUAAACAUGUCGGUUCGGUGGAGAACACGAAGAGACGAAGAAUGUCAGCAACAUGGAAACGUAAUGUAGAGUUUUAAAAAAGGAAAAAGUUACAGAUUAAAUAUUAGAUUUUCACAGAUGUGCCAGAAAAAGGCCCAGUCUCAUUUUGUGUGUGUGUAAACUCCACGCUUCAUGGUCGGAACGGGAAAUUGUAGGGAUGACAUUUUUAUUAUAAUCACUUGAUUGCAGCUCAUUUUUUGCGCAUAAAAAUUGUCCAACCGUGUUUUUGCACAUGAACGACUUCUGUAAAAUCUACUCUAAGAGUACAGAUUACUUAAAAUAUAGAAUUCAUUGUAGAAUAACAUAAGGGUGUUUUUGUAGAACAUUUGCUGGUGGUCUGCACUUGGAGUCUCUCCCAGAGGGAGGAUAGUAAACAACGCUAUCAGCUCUGCUCCUCAAAAAUAAAACGACACAUCUCACCCAACGUGCGGCGUCUGAACAAUCAAGUUGUUUGGAAUUGCAGGAAAGGGCAGAAGGGAUGUUACGCGAUUGCAGAUGAGGUUAGUGAAUGAUGUGGGUUCAUGUUUAAUCCUCAUCCCUGGGUUUACAAAAGCUUUCUAGUGUUCAUUUUAUGUGUUCUCAGCGUUUUGAUUUUAAGAAGUUGCCGUGGAUAAAGAUGCUUUCCGCUAGUCAGAAGUGUGUUGUGUGUGAUUUUAGAAACAUUUAAUAUAAAAGCACUUGUAACUGCUUUAUAUUCGUCCACGGCUCCGUAAUGAACUCUUUAGAACGCAGGAAACUCCGUCCAGCAUAGAAAAAAGUAAAAAGGUGUAAGCAGCUGUGUUUGUAAUGAUACAAGCGUCUUGUUCGAGCAGUUUUACAUUUUAUCAUAAAUUAUUUUGUUUAGGCGUCAGACAGUUAAAUCCCUCUUUGUAUUCAGUCUCAGUGGUCCAGUGAAGCCCGUCCCAGAAAAUAAUUUUUUUUAAAUAGCCAUUCCCAUUAAAUCAGUUGUUUUUCAGUGUUUGAGUAGACCUACAAAAGACAUAAAGGUACUUUCUAUCGCAAGUCUCAUUAACAUUUCCACCAGUUUGACAAGUUACUUUUCUCUUUAAUUUCGGCCAAUUUGGCUCCAUGAAAAAAGGCCAAUUUUUAAGAAAUCAAUUGUUAGAAUUGUGUUGGUCAGAUGCAUUUGUUUACAUUUUCGUAGUCAUGCUCUUGUCCUGCAGCUGUUAGUGAUCCAUUUUAAAGUAACUUAUCUUUUUAAAAAGUUUGUACCAUGUAUCAAAAUGUAGAGUAUUUUUGUAAAAAUACAAACUAAGCUUUUUUUUUGUUCAUGCUCAUAGCACAGAGAAUAUCAUUACAGGUGUUUUCUCUGGAGAUGAGGCGCAGGUUUACUGUGAAGAUAGAAAUGGAUUUAAGCAGACAUUUAUUGUUAUUGCAUUGAAUUCAUACAAUCUGUAGAACAUAAUAUGUGGGCUCAGCUUUAUUUAACUUUUUUAUUUUAACAUCAUGCAUCUCAAAUGGCACUUUGACUCAUCCAUUUACUGUAGAUCAGGUUAGAGUGUGGUCGUGCCGUUUCCAAGCAUUCCAUAUUCCCUCUUGGUUGAGGGGAGAUGAAGAGCACAUGAUGUUUGUGGAAGCGCUGCAGAGAAAAGUCACGCCUCUUUAAGCCAUACCAACACAGAAAGCCGACCUGUGACUUCGCUCUCAUGAAUGUAAUUUGUACCUCAUGGUGUGGACACAUGGUUUGGUCUACAUCCAACAUCAGGCCAAUUCCAGUUUUCAAGAUCUUGUCUUUUGAGGCAGAGGGAAUAAGUGGGCGUGGCAAUGACUGCCACUUGUGUCGUCUUGGAUUGUGGUGAAAAAUGAAGUCCAGACCUUUUUAUUUUAGGUGAACCUCAAUCUUUUAACUGCGACUUCCACCCCAAAAAAAAGUCAAAAUAAAAGCGAGUGUUGAUUUCAUUGUGGUGAAACGAGCACACAAAACUACAUCAUUUGUGUUUGUCCUUGAGUCAUGUAAAUGAAUAUCCAUGUAUAUUUAAAUGUGAAAUAUACUGCAGGGGUAUCUUGAAUUUAAAUUGUGAUGCUUUCAACAGAACUUUGUGUGCCUUGAUAACUGACCCGUUGCUCUGCUGUGUUUACUGGCGUGCCCUUUUUGUCUCAUUUCUCCUUGGACCGUGUAACAAAACAUCAGGAAUUUGGUUGAUUCCUCAACCGAAGCAUCGCUCACGCUUGUGUUUUGUUUUCUCAACUCAUUGCAGGAUUUGUGCAGUUUUCAAUCAAGUGAACUGUCACCUUGUUUGUAGUUUUCUAUUAAUGUUUUUUCACGCCUCGUGAGAUUGGUUCAUGUGAGGUAAAGGGGAGGAGACCGUGGCGAUUGCUUUAUGACGAGCAUUCUUGUGUUGAUGUGCUUUUCAACAUUGUUGCUGUGAAAUAACUGAUCAAAAGGGGCAACCAUGAUAAAUUUACUGUUAACUGCCAAUAGUGUGAGCUGUAUCUUGAGCGUAAUCAGUGUGCUCACUUCUAGUUUGCUUUCUAUUUCUCAUCCUUCCAACAGUUCUGUUGUAUCGGUUUUGUGUAGCUUGAGCUUUAGUAUCUAGCCUUAAAGAUCCUGCAGUAGGGAUAAAGGUCAACCCCUGCGUGUACAUUUGAUCUAUUAACAUGUACUUUGCCUUUGUCUGGACAUUUGUAUACUCUUCUGUUUAUAUCUGUAAUCCUGCUGCUACAUUAAAUGAAUUAAUAAAAGUGUAAAACAAA